Molecule: messenger RNA, 6372 nt
Organism: Dendroctonus ponderosae (mountain pine beetle)
Lineage: Eukaryota; Metazoa; Arthropoda; Insecta; Coleoptera; Curculionidae
Gene: MED1
Product: mediator of RNA polymerase II transcription subunit 1
Exons: 13
Coding region: 414-4763 (1449 amino acids)
Biological process (GO): regulation of transcription by RNA polymerase II
Cellular component (GO): mediator complex
Molecular function (GO): transcription coregulator activity
Source: RefSeq, a predicted model, not a curated record
CAAAUUACCUUGAAAAAUAUUUCGGUUGCCACCAGAACAAUUCUGCUUAACCAAGGUAAGCACGGCUUCGACAUUAAGUAAGAAAAAUCUUUAACGCACUUGAUAUUGCUCGACAGGAGCCUAAAUAGUAACAGUUUCUGUUGUGUUUAUUGAAAGUAUUUAACAAGAAAAGCGAAAUGAUAAAACAAUUUUUGAACAAAUAUAAAAUGUAUACUCAGAUAAGAUAAUCGACGAAUCACUACUUUAAUCUGAUGACAAUUUACAACAAAAAUAACGUUAUUUCUAAGGUAGCUACGCCUUUGUUCUUUGAGCUGAACCAAAACACACUAUAGAGAUUACGAAAAAAAACAUUAACGGUAUCUCUCAAUGCUUCCUAUAGCAGCCAAAGUUAAUUGUAUGCAUGCUCAUCAAUCAUGCCAUCCUCAAACAGGGAUAAGGCCAAAGACUGGCAGCUGGAGAUUAUUAUGGAGAAGCUAAGAUCUAAAGCAUCGCAAUUGAAAUCCCUUCCGGAAAUAGCUAAAAACGUGCGAAUGACCCUGUUGGAAAAAAGAUAUGCACUUGACAGUGUGGAAAAGACCCAACAUCAAAAAUGUUUAGACACUUUGCAACAUGUAAUCAAAGUUACAGGUCUGCAAAGCAUGAUUGAAAGAUUGGAAAGCCUUACCAGGCAACUUGGAUUAAGAUUUGAGAUCGAAAAAACUGGCGUAUUUAUUUUCUCUGACAUGUUUUACCUAGAAAUUAUUUUGGAAGCAACAGGCGUGGUUAAAGAUGUUAAAAUUCAUCAUGAAGGGAAAGUUGAGCAGCAGAGCUGCAUCGAGCUGGUGAAUUGCCUUUCAAGAGGGGAUUUUACAGAUUUUACAACGCAAUUGGAAGGCUUCGUAUCAAUCUAUCAACUAAACGCAGAGAAAAAAGUGAAAGGCAAAGCUUUCACCGCCUUGGAGUCGCUGGAAAUCGAUUUAUGCACUUUGGCUCAAUUGCAGACUUUUAUGAAGGAGCCGUUUAAUAUUUUGCACAAGUCGCCAGUGGGUGUUUUAGAGAAGCGUCGCGGUGGCCACUCAAUGAAAUUGACUUAUUUCAUUUCACCCUAUGACUUGCUUAAUGUGGAUAAGCAUGAAAUUGAUGCCAUCAGCAUCGAUAGCAUUAUUUCCAAAGGCUUGGGCUAUUGGGUAACUGUGUCUAUUGAAGGAUCUGUUGCUCACAAGCUACAAACUACCCCCUUGAUCACUAUUAAUCGAAGUAUGAAUGGCAAAAGUACUCCGUCGUAUACACCAUUAACUAUUCAAAAUAGUGCAGUAGUGCCUGCUUGCUUUAGCCUGAAACUGAAUAAGCCCAUGCCUGUGUGUGUUUCGUUAGUCAGGAAAAUGCAGCAAAUCCAGCAGUGGGUUGAGGUGGAGACUAGGGCACCGCAACCGUUGUUGAAUAUGAUUGUAAAUCAAUGCAGCGGGGGAAAAAUGAGCUGCAAUAACAACAAAGGCCUAUUUGUAUCAUUGCCUGACCAGACGCACUGCUAUUGUAUGACUGAAAAUCGAAAUAUGAACGGCAUAUUUGUGUCGAGCAUACCAUUCAGUCACCCGGCGCAUGUUUCGAAGAUUUUAAUGAUUCUUCGAGAGCAAGCACUUUUUAAUAAUAUUAUUGAGAGCUGCGUGAGGCCAAACAGUAGACAAAAUUUCGACAAUAUGACUAUGUUUGAGGUGAGCGCUCUUUCAUCCACAAAAAUUUCCAUAUCGCUGGAGCAUCCUUUGCAAGAAUGCAUGGCCACGGCUGACAUUGAUUUAUCCGAUAUUUCCAAUCUGAUAUGUAAAGUGCAAAAUCCGGGCACGCCGCCUCCUCCCAACGUUCCCGAUCUUGUCUCUGAACUAGCCACGAAAGUGCUGAACAAGAGCUUUUCAAUACCGGUUACACUUCGCGCGGUUAUCCAGAUGUGGGAACGACAGCCCGCUGAGCACAAGUUUUAUCCUGGCCAGGAAAAUUUUAGUUUGCCCCUCGGUUCCGUCGAUCCCGGCGGCCAUUUGGGACCCGGAGCAGGUCCGGGUCUUUCGGAAUUCGGGGGGCUGCAGGAUCAGAUCAAGCAAGAGCCGGGCGUCAAUGGGUCGCAAGGCCAUAAUCAUCAUCGAAUUCACCUACAGGAGCAGCAAGGUGUGUGGAAUGAAUCCUUGAUGGCUUCGAAUUUUCAAAGUAUCCCACCUUCCGUUAGGGUGCUCAGCACUAUUGAAAUAACAAACAUUUUGUCAGAUUCUACAGACAAAUCGAUUUCUGGAAGAAAGCACAAGCGGAAGGCCACUGAUGACCUAUGGAACAGUGGCAAGCGGAAGGUGGGAUUAGAGGAUCUGGAAUUUGUGGAAACUUCUAGUUGUGACUCAACAUCGCAAAGCACUCCUAUUUCGCAGGAAACCGAAGUGGCAACUCCAAUUUCAGGCUCCCAAUCAGAUUUGGAAUUUUCAAACAUCGAUUCGUCAGAUUUUUUAGUGAAUAUUGAUAAAGUGCCCGGUGAAUUUCCGUCAAAUCCGCCUGAAACUGUGGACAUGGAGGAAAUCUUGUCCACAUUGCACAGAGACCCAAUUAGGAAAACGGCUCCCGAGCCAUCUUCCGGCAGCAGUUGCAGUGUCGUGUCGGAUCUCAGCGAUAAAAUGCCCCCCAAUGUGAGUAUUACGCCGAUUACCACACUGCCAUCACCCACCUGCGCUGCUGGAGGUCUAGAGAAGCGAACGGGUAUUGAAAUAAUCCCCAUAACGCAGGCCACAUCCAAUUUGAUGCCCACUUCUAUAACAAUUACGCCAAUCACUUCGAGUUCGAAGCAGUAUGACGAUAAAAAGGAGAGAAAAAGCAGCCGAGGCAGUCGCGAAGAGAAAGAGAAGAAGCGGAAAAAGAAACGCGAUGAAAGCCCAAUGGGGCCUCCAGAGAAAGUCCCUCUGAAGCAAGAUUCUCUACUAAAACCGGUUUCCAUCAAUAUGAAGCUAUCGGAAAGUCCACCUUUGUGCGCCACGUCUACGCCAACAUCGCCGAGUUUGAUGCGAAAAUUCAGUCCAUCGCCCACAUCUAACAGACCGAUGACAAUGUCAGGAAAGCUGAGCCCCAAUCUAAUGAAACCCAAGUCCUCCAGUUCUUGUGGCACUUCACAUCACAAUUCUAGUCCAAAAAACUCGCCCGCCCAUGUUCCUUCAAGCCCUAAGCAUGGGUUUCAAGGGUUGCCCAGUCCGAAGCAUCAUGGAACUAGUCCGAAACAUCUCUCGGCAAGUGGUAGUGGAAAGCCAAGCAUGUCCACUUUGAAAAAUGUGGCCAAUUCGCCUUCAAGUAAAGGUAUGGGGGAAAAGAGCAAAAGCAAGGAAAGAGAUAAGGAGAGAAAUCGUGGCCUUUUUCCAAGUGGGGCUUUGAAGUCCAAAUCUAGUUCAUCCAUUAAAGUUAAGCCCCUGGACUUGAACAUAAGCAGCUUGGAUGGCGGGUCUCAAGAGUCCCUGCCCUCGCCCAGUGCGGACUCAAAAGGCAACCCCAACACUUUGAGGAACCGUAAAGGAUCUCUGUCUGCUAUAGUGGAUAAAUUAAAUAUUAAAGUGAAUGCCCAACAUAGUGACGUGCCCACUGAUUUAAGUUCGAAGUCGAGCAGUAAACCUGUAAGUAAGGAUGGAAAAGGCGGGGCCAAAAUGAUUGGUGAUACAAAAAACUCCGAGUACAUGGUUAAAACUAGUUCAGAUGGGAUGAAACUAACAAUAAACAAACCUAGGACUAAAGAAAACAAAUCAAGCAGUGUUAGUGUGAGUGGGAGUAAUACAAGUUCGAGCGCCCAAAGCAACUUUUCUAAAUCGUCGCAAAUUGCCACUACUGGCUCUCCGAAAGUCCACACUGGAUUAAAACCUGGAGUGAAUAGCGGCCCUGCUUCUAAAAAACCGCAGCAGAUACAGAAGAGCAGCAGUUCUUCAAGCAUACCAAACUCCACUACUUAUAUCCCCAACAUGAAAACCUCCAGCACUUCAGGUGGUUCCAGUAAGCAACCUGGGGGCAGCAGUUCGAAAGUAAGUAGUGGAGUUUUAAAGUCGGCAUCCAAACCCACAACGCCGAAGCUGAGUUUCAGCAAUGCCACCGAUUUAAGUAGGAGCAAGGACCGGUUGAAACCGAGUAAAAGUUCCUCGGAAAAAUCGGUUUUUGCUUCUCUAAAAGAGCGCACGAAAGGCAGCCCGACACCGAACGACUCGGAAAGUAUUUACAAAAUGCAACCGUAUACAUCGGCUUUGAUGAUGGAGGGCAUGAUGAAGACACUGGACAAAAAUUUCCAAAUACCCAAACUUUCGGACAAGAAGAAGAACGAAGUAAACAAUGUGAAUCGUAGCACCGUCGAUACGAAAAUUUUUGAUAUGAUGGUGAAAAACGAUAGUAAAUAUCCCCUAAACAUACCGGCCAUGAAUUCGUUGGAACAAAAGAUCCGAAACAAUAUGAGUAUACUAAGCGCGAGUAAAGCAGACGAGUUGGACGAUAAGAGAAAGGAUGGCCCCCACAACUUAUCAGGUACCGAUGAUCUGUUCCUCACUACGGAUCCGCUCAAUCCGUAUCCAUCGGCCAGUGAAGCCCUACAUAGUCUAACGUUGGCCUCAAAGUACGCGCCUACGACCACUAUCGAUACAGAGGCCUUAGAUUUCAGCAAAACGCCCACUUUUCCGCACUCACCGUCCGUUAGUGUCCACAUAGUCAAUUCUAGGGCGUCAAGCCGCAGUUCCAGUUGUCUGGGCGAUGACGAUCUUCUGGAUGAGGGUAUUGUAACAUUAGGAAAGUAAUAACUAAAUGAGAAGUCAACGAGCAAAUUGUUUGUUGCGUAUUUAAUAACAGUUAGGGUAAUUUCGCGUAGCUAUCGUUGUAUUGGGAAACAAAUCCCAUCUUGCCGUUAUAAGUUAUAACCAGAUGAACGUUUACUAAACUAGGGAAUUUACACGAACAACUGCCAUUUGUUUAUUGUAAGUAUUAGAAUGUGUAUAUUUCAGCAUGUUUAUGCAAGUUUUAUACAACGUUUCAAAAUCCACCAUUUUUGAGGAGUUAUGAAAACUUACUGAUCAUUGUUUGCCCUAAAUAGUUUCGGAACAACUCAGAAAUAGAGAUUAUUAUUUGUUCUUAUUUUAGUCUAGUUUAAAUGUUUUGAUCUUUUUGCUACGCUGUUCUUUGAAGACACUUUUAUUCCAUGCUCAAGUUUUUUUCCUACUUUACUUGCCCGAAAAGCCAGACAAAUGAAAACUUUGUUGCAAAAGUCCGGCAUGCAUGUUUCAGAGAGUUAUUUUUUACAUUUUUUUUGUCUGCACAUGCGGCUUAUUUCCAGCUUCCUUCUCUUGGUUGUCAAUUUUAUGUGUUAUCGUGUCUUCAGUCAGGGUCCUUCGUUAAAGCUUUCACUUGGUUUUCUUUAAUUUUAUUAACUCAUUUCUUAAUUUUAUCAAAUCAUCGACUGACUCACUCAGCUUGGAACAGAAUUAAUUCGUUAUCAAUCUUCAAGUAUUUUUGUUGUUUGAUUUCUGCUUUCAAGAAUGUUUGGCUGCUAUUGAAAACUUUUUGAAAAUCAGUUAGAUCCUUCUCUACAAAUUGACAUUAGAUCGAUAAGUCUAUUCAAAUUAAAAAUCCCCUAAAAGCGAAAAGUGGUGAUGUAGUUCAUGCCGAUUUAAGUACUUAAAUAAAAAUGCAGGAAUUUCAUCAAUUACUGAAUUAACAAACACAAAUUAGUUUUUACUAAUUAUUUUCCGUCGUAAUUUUUUUCAGUGAAAACUACUUUUAAAGCGUGUUCAUGAGAAUCGUUUCAACAUUUAUAAUUUAUGAAACAUAUAUUAUUAAAUUGUGUUUACACACACAUAGUAUAGUAAAAAUGUGGCACUUUGCCCUGAGACCUCGUCCUCAGUAUAGUUAACACUUCUCUCGAUUAGUUUUAUUAUACAGUUUAUAAAAUAUUUCCAUCGUGCUAUAUUGAUUGGGUGUAGGGAAAAUAUUGUAUUUAAUAAAGCAUAUUUAAUUUACAGGAAGUUAAAAUUGAUACCCAAAAUAUGAUUGAUUGAAAUUGUGUUUUAGGUAUCUAGUCAGUAACUUAAUUAUUUAUUGAUGUUAUUAAAUUGGAGAAUAGACUGUAAAUCAUUGUACUUUAUUAGUGCCAGAAUAGUUGUUGUCUUUCCGAAAGGUGUGCAGGAUAAUCAAUUCUAAAUACCCGCGCUUUAUGGGCAAUGUAUUUAUUGUUUAUAUGAGAGUCGUCAAGAUUGAAAGAUAAAUGUUACGCAUAUCAUAGUACAAAACACCAAGCGGGCAAUUGAUUGAAUGACUUAUUUUUUGUAAUUUAUAGUUAUUAUAUACAGUUUUGUACAUAUUAAUGUAAACAUGUAAUAAUAUAUUAUGUCAUAUAUUAUAACAUUUUUUUAA